CACACGGUUACAUAAUCACACAGGUUGCUCACUGUCUACAAUGACCACCACAGUUCUUUUCUCAACGUUUGCUCCAUUCCCGACUCUUUCACUCUCUGUUUCUCCAGAAACACGAUUCGAUGAACUAUAUCCUCUUUUGUGCGAACGCUAUUCCGAUCUCCCUGCUUCAGAAGACUUGAGAAUUUCAUGUCAUGCUGGAUCUGUCCCUACGUCGGACACCCUUAUCUCUGAGAUUCAUGGACAAGAUGCGAGUCUCAUUACGCUGAAACUUAUUCCCCGACUCCGAGGUGGUAAAGGAGGUUUUGGGUCGCAGCUGCGUGCCGCCGGUGGUCGCAUGAGUAGUCAGAAGACUAGUAACAACGACUCAUGUAGAGAUCUUAGUGGACGCAGGCUUAGUACCAUCAAAACCGCGAAAAGGCUUGCAAACUACAUGGGAAAUGAAGAUGAACGGAAGAAAGCCCAGGCUGAGGCCAAAAAAGCCAAGCUAGAGACGCUCGAGAGGAAGAUUGCAGCUGCAUCAGGGGAUACGGAGGCUGUUGCUAGCAAGAAGCAUCGGUUCGAUGACACAGAAUACUUGGAGGAAAGUAGGGAAAUCGUCGACAAUGUGAAAUCUGCAGUGUCUGCAGGUCUUCUGAAGAAAAAGAAAAAGAUGAAGAUGAACCACAUUUCUAACUCACCCGAGUCAUCCACUCCUCCAAAGGACGCGGUCACGGAGAAAGUGCUAGCAUGCUCAACCCAACCUAUUGCGUUGCCUACAGCUAUCACUGUCGAAGUCGCCAGCACAUAGUGCCUACUUGUUGAUAUUAUCCCCUUUGUAAAUUACGUAGUGUAUGUCCUCUGAAUGGAAUUAGCUUGUUGGUAUUA
Messenger RNA from Suillus bovinus, 864 nucleotides. RefSeq names its product telomere stability and silencing-domain-containing protein. Gene Ontology annotation, cellular component: nucleus. The coding region runs from base 41 to 787 and encodes 248 amino acids. The record is from RefSeq and is a predicted model, not a curated record. The transcript has 3 exons. NCBI's taxonomy places the organism in Eukaryota, Fungi, Basidiomycota, Agaricomycetes, Boletales, Suillaceae.